AAAUCACUAUUAAUUCACACUAUGAAACUCGCCAAAAUAAAUCCAAAACGUUUCUUCAUCAGAUCCAAAGAUCGUUCCACUGUUUCUAAAUCCCACGCGACUUCUUCCUUCGGAUCCGCUUCCUCAUCUUCCGGCCAAGACUGUAAAAACUCCGGCGGUGAUGGCGGUGGCGGUUCCGUUACGCCGACUAGCAUUCUCCCGGAGGUUCCUUCUCCUUAUUCCUACGUCGAGAUUCUCCAAGCGUUUAAAUUGAUAGACAGAGACAACGAUGGAGCUGUCUCUACACACGAUCUUGAGUCGUUACUUAGCCGGCUCGGUCCUGAUCCUUUGACGGAGGAGGAGAUCAACGUUAUGAUUAAAGAGGUGGAUUGCGACGGCGACGGUACGAUCCGUUUAGAAGAGCUUGCGAGUCGUGUCGUCUCUUUAGAUCCGGCUCGUGACUCGACUGAGCUAAAGGAGACUUUUGAGUUCUUUGACGCGGAUCGUGACGGUUUGAUCUCGGCUGAUGAGCUUCUUAGAGUUUUCUCGACCAUUGGAGAUGAACGGUGCACGUUAGAUGAUUGCAAGCGCAUGAUAGCAGAUGUUGACGAGGACGGUGAUGGAUUUGUAUGCUUCACUGAGUUCUCACGAAUGAUGGAUCUUCAGCGUUGAUCUUCCUUUUUCUUUUAUUUCAGGGUUUUUUUUUUUUAACUCUCUGUUUUUUUUUUUUUUUUUUUUUUGCUAUGAAGCUCUUUUUGCCCUUGUUCUAUCUAGGGUUAUGAGUAUCUUUUGUUUUCUUGAGAAUUAGUUUUUUCUUUAAGCUGAAUGUCUAUAAUCUGAAGAUUCUGAUAUUAAAACUUUAUUUUGAAG
Molecule: messenger RNA, 849 nt
Organism: Arabidopsis arenosa
Lineage: Eukaryota; Viridiplantae; Streptophyta; Magnoliopsida; Brassicales; Brassicaceae
Source: the annotation of a GenBank genome assembly